AUGGCCAACGCCGUUCGGCCUCUGCUGCGAGGCUCGAAUGACCGGCAGACCAGACUCAACUUCUUGCCCGUGUCGCGCGAUGACGCCCUCGCCCACGCCCACGCACACUCCCACGCACACGUCCAGCGCAACACCACACCCACCGCCACCAUCGCGACACGCCGGGCUUCGCGUUCCGGGCCCCUGAUUGCGCUUGCAGACGACGACAAGCCCGUCCUCCAGACCUCGCCCGACACGCCCGCCGCCCGCACCACGAGCAGAAAGCGGCCUGCCACAGAGGUCGACCCAGACCAGCCCGACUCACGACCGCCCACCAAGAUCACCGUCACACAGCCCCACGGUGACCACCUGCCUGUCCCCAACAGUGUUUCCGUGCCCCUGCGCUUCGACGCCGCCCAUGUCCCUUCGCCAGCGUCGACGCCGCGACCAGCCAGCGCUGGCAAGCUGACUGCCUCGACCCCAGCCGUCCCCGCCCCUGCCUCGACGGCCUCCUCGACCGACAAGAGGAGCCUGCGGAGCCACGACGGCGGAUCGCGCCUCAAGAGCCAUCUAGCCAUUUACUUUUACAACUACGACGACAUCAUCGCAGGCGUCUCCAAGGACGACGAAUUUCUUGCUCUCGACACGCCCAUAUACAUUGUCGAUGAACCCGUCAAGAGCAACACCCCUGCACCCACCACACCACAGCCCUCGCGCAACUCAGUGAGUCCAGCGCGCUCAAGAAGAGCAAAACCCGCCUCGCCUACUUCGCCUUCGCGUCAUGGCUCAGAUGCGGCUAUACCCCCGGCGCAAUCCUCCACAUCUUUCCAGGUUCUCAACUAUGCCACCAUAGCCAAUGCAAUCCACCACGAGGAUGGCCAAGACCCCCUUGCCGACUCGGUCUACUUUACCCAGCAUCGGCGCGCGGAGCGCAAGGAGAAGCAACUGCGCAACAUUGAAAAAGAGCGCGCUAUGCAUGAAAAGGUGCAACUGGAACGCCUGCUCGACGGCCUACAAGGUCCAGACUGGCUCAAGGUCAUGGGCAUAACAGGUGUCACAGACGGUGAGAGGAAGGAUUGGGAGGCCAAGCGUGAUUACUUUAUCAGAGAAGUAGAAGCGUUGGUCGACAAGUUCCGCGUGUGGAAAGAAGAAGAGAAACGGCUACGCGCUGAUAAGGAAGCCGCCCUAGCCGCAAAAGAAGAAGACGACGAAGCAGACGGCGACGACACGGAAGAAUCCGACAGUUCCGUUGCAAACACACGAGACGCACCUCCGCCACGGCACCAACCCAAGGAGCCAGAACCCCCCAAACCUAGACGGCCGCCUCGCCCCCAUGGCUUCCUCCUUCCCCUCAUCCCACCCGAGCCUGCAGCACCCUUCCAGUCGUUUUACGCCAAACCCCAUCUCCGCGCUGCAGCGCUGGGCAAGCACCGCCACGGCCGCAACGCCAGCGCCUUUGGCCAGCCCAUUCCCGAGUUUGCCGAAAAGGAAUUCGAGCUGCCGGAUGACUUUAUCGAUCCCCAGUUCUUACGCGACAAUGCGAGACAGAGGCGAAGAAGAAAGCGUGAGAGUGGGGUUGGCGGUGCUGCAAAUUCGGCUUCUACGUCGAAUCCGUAG
Messenger RNA from Bipolaris victoriae FI3, 1596 nucleotides. RefSeq lists its product as hypothetical. NCBI's taxonomy places the organism in Eukaryota, Fungi, Ascomycota, Dothideomycetes, Pleosporales, Pleosporaceae. The transcript is spliced from 2 exons. Bases 1 to 1596 code for a protein of 531 amino acids. Gene Ontology annotation, molecular function: histone acetyltransferase activity. Gene Ontology annotation, cellular component: SAS acetyltransferase complex. The record is from RefSeq and is a predicted model, not a curated record.